Quercus robur (English oak) is the source of this 1169-nucleotide messenger RNA. RefSeq names its product F-box protein CPR1-like. The transcript has a single exon. The coding region runs from base 33 to 1169 and encodes 378 amino acids. The record is from RefSeq and is a predicted model, not a curated record. Gene Ontology annotation, molecular function: protein binding. Lineage: Eukaryota; Viridiplantae; Streptophyta; Magnoliopsida; Fagales; Fagaceae.
UCCUUCUCACUGAACAAGAAAAUCUUUUGCCAAUGGAAUCCUCCUCCGCUUCCAAUUCUCAUAUACCGCUAGAGCUAACCCUCAAUAUACUACACCAUUUACCAGUCAAGUCUCUUGUCCGCUUCCUCUGCAUUUCUAAGCAAUGGCGCCAUCUAAUCAGCAGCCAAGAUUUCAUCAAGAAGCAUCUCAAGCUCUCCAUCGAGUCCAACAGAGACUGCGGCAUCAUCCUCCGGCACUACGAUGACUCUGAUUUCUUACGUUUCCUCUUCGCUCCUUUAUCCGACAACAACCAGUUCAGAAACGCCGUUGAAAUUCACUCGGCCCUACAGCUCCACAUCUUGCACCAUUGCGACGGCUUGGUUUGCCUCUCUGACGAGAAAGACGAGGUCGCAAUAUGGAACCCGUUGAUCAGAAAGUAUAGGAAAUUGCCUCGAGAACCGGUUGAGAAGCCUUCUGGUUUCGAGCAUUGCACCAGGGCAUUCGCUUUCGGCUAUGAUCCGCAGAACGAUGACUAUAAGGUGUUGAGGGUCGUAGAAUUUUAUAAUGCUAAGAGGCAUUUAACAGAGUUUGAAGUCAAGGCAUAUAGUCUUAAAGCGCAGUCUUGGAAAAAGGUUGAAGAACAAUGGCCUGACAAGAAACUCUCGUUAAAUCCGGGUUCUGCGUCUCUGAAUGGUGCUGUGCAUUGGUUAGUUGAUGCUCCUCAAUCCAAAAUCGGGUCGCUUAUUGCUUUCGACCUUGCCACUGAGAAGUUUCGGUUCUAUAAGGAGCCGGAUCAACUAGACGACGAAGAACGUGUGUUCCCUACUUUAGAAGUGUUGGGAAGAUACCUCUGUUAUUCUGUUCUUGUGAAUCAUAACGACACUACUUAUCACGAAGUUUGGCUGAUGAAAGAAUAUGGGGUAGAGAGUUCUUGGACACAGAUUUAUAGAAUUGGGCAAGGUGAAGUGCCUGGGAUUUUUGUGUAUAGGCCGCUAUUGUUUUCCAAGAAUGGCAAGGAGGUCUUGUUGGAGGAGGCACGAGAGCACUAUGUGAAUCUUGUUUGGUAUGACAUGGGAAACAAAGCAGGCCAGAGGGUAGAGAAUCGGAGUUUUCCUUGUGGGUUUACAGCGUCAAUUUGUACCAGCAGCCUUCUUUUGCUUGAUGGUGAUAAUGUGAUUGAUCCGAGGUAA